AUGAGCAAACAAUCUUGCAAAACACGAGACCUAGAGUCUCAAGAUUCGCAUGACGAAAUAACUGAUAUCUUCCCCGAUGCUGAGCCACAGGAGCAAUUUCUCCUGUUUAGGUUGCCCUUGGAAACACGCUGGAUGAUCUACGAAUUGAUCUUUAGCGAGGUUGAGGUGCCCGACGGAAGAUACAUGAAGAACAUCAGCGAUAAAGACUUUGAAGACACAUCAUUAGAAUCCUCUACCAAAAUCAAUAAAAGCAAGAAGACGGUGCCCUACUGGCUCCGGCCUGAUUGUACGACACGUAUGAUGAUCUGGACAGACUUCUUGCAUACUUGCAAGCAGGUAUACAAUGAAGCGGGCUUGUUUCCAGUAAGCGUUAACAAGCACAAGUGCUACCAGAUCCAUGGGCCCAGUGAUGACCCUGGCGAAUAUCUGGAAAGAUUUACAUCGCGCCAGCUCACCCGAGUGCGCCAUCUACACAUCUAUACACAACAGCACACGCUAGAUGACAGCGAGAUUCCAUUGAAGAAACAGCUCAAGAUGGCAUCAGUGGGUCUGGAGCAUCUAACUAUUACCAUACGAAACUGCUCGAGGGGUCCCCCAGAGCGAGUUGACCCUUCGGCGAUCAACGAGCCGCUUCAAAUCAAUCCAUAUCGUCCAGGCAUGGCUUUGCGCCAGCACAUGAUGGAGGACAUGGAGGCAAUGGAGAAUGGCGGCAACUUGCUAAUGCCCAAAUCUGGAUGGGCAGCCAUGUUCACCCAACUUCACAAUCUAAAGACUUUGACAGUGGAGUUUGAACAUCACGAGGGCUUCGAGGACGAGCUGGGGAGACUCGCUCAGUGGGCCCAGAAGUGGCGGUUUCCCCUCCAGGAGGGUCAUAAAGACGGAGCUGGCGAGGACUCCUAG
Messenger RNA from Clonostachys solani, 900 nucleotides. The record is from the annotation of a GenBank genome assembly. NCBI's taxonomy places the organism in Eukaryota, Fungi, Ascomycota, Sordariomycetes, Hypocreales, Bionectriaceae.